This is a messenger RNA of Talaromyces amestolkiae, 1443 nucleotides long. RefSeq lists its product as uncharacterized. The coding region runs from base 1 to 1443 and encodes 480 amino acids. The record is from RefSeq and is a predicted model, not a curated record. The transcript is spliced from 2 exons. Gene Ontology annotation, cellular component: Cdc73/Paf1 complex. Gene Ontology annotation, molecular function: RNA polymerase II complex binding. Gene Ontology annotation, biological process: transcription elongation by RNA polymerase II; positive regulation of transcription elongation by RNA polymerase II. NCBI's taxonomy places the organism in Eukaryota, Fungi, Ascomycota, Eurotiomycetes, Eurotiales, Trichocomaceae.
AUGGCGACUGACCCUCUUCUUUCCGACCCUUUGCUGUCCUUGCGACGAGCAAUCGCAGCUCAAGCUCUCCCAACCCCGACCACCUCCUCAGACAUCUCCAACGCAGCAGACAACCUCACAGACGACCUCGCAAAGGCUAACCAAUUGUACUUCGCCCACCCACUUCCGCACACCAUACCACUCAACACAUUAACGCGUUUCGUCUCCACGGCAAAUAACGAUGCCCAGGUCGAUUUGCGCAGUAUCUUCUUUGCAUGGCAGAAAAAGGAUGUCGCUAUUCCAGAGUACAUUGCGUCGGCGCAGGAGGUGAAUGAGGCAUUAAAACAGAAGAAGGAGCAGGAAGAUGGCAAUGAAGAGCAGGUGUUGAAUUUGGUUUUCGUUGAGCGCUUGGAUUUGAUUACUUGGCUUGAAGGUGCUUCGGAUGAUAGUGAAUAUAUCAAGCCUUUGGAAGGUGCUGCAGCUGCAGCGGCAGCGGCUGCCGCCGCCGCUGCUGAUGUAACAGCUCCUGCCGUGGCGGCAGAUGCUACUACUGCUGCUGUGCCCAAAGCUGCGGUUCCAGCGGCGGCAGCUGCAGGUGCCAGACCGACUAAAGUGAUUGAUCCUCAGUUACAAGAGAUUUACAACGGCGAGCGGAAGUUGGGUGAUCGGAACACUGUCUUGCGUGGUAUCAAACCCACGGACUUCUCGCAUAUUCGCAAAACCGCAGAGAUCUUCCUUGGUCGCAACCGCAGCUCGCGCGGCCAAUAUCCACCUGGAAGCAACAAGGGCCCACCAGGCAAAGGAGGAAUCAUUGUCCCAGCUCCCUCAGCCGGUCUUGCGCUUCCCAAGAAACCGGGUUCUUCCUCGUCAUCAGGAAGCUCACGACGUCCCGACCCCAUUAUCCUCCUUUCUCCGUCCGCCUCAUCGCCUAUUCGUCUCUCCAAUAUCAAGUCAUUCCUUCAAGAUGGUGUCUUUGUACCCCCCGACCAUCCCACAUUAGCAUCACACACAACCUCGAACAUGCAAAUCAUCACCCGCCAAACACGCAUCGGAAACGCAGCAGGCAGCCAAGGCGGCAGCGCCGGUGCAGGCGGCGCCGCACAAACUAGCCGAAGACCAACACGCUUCAUCCUGGCUGACAGCACAGCAAACUUCAAACCCGAUUACUGGCAAAGACUCGUCGCCGUCUUCACGACCGGUCAAGCAUGGCAAUUCAAGACAUACAAAUGGUCUAACCCGCCAGAACUCUUUAGACAUGCUGCUGGUAUCUACGUCGGUAUGACUGGCGAACAUGUCCCGAAUCAGAUUAAAGAUUGGGGUCGAGGUGUGAGCACCUUCACUCUUUCUCGCUGGGACGAGAAGAAGGGUGUUGACGGUGCUGGACGAUGGCUGGAUCGGGAGAUAGUUGAACAUAUCUGGGAUGUCAUUGAGAAUAAUAUGAAGGCCAAGGGGUGGACGAAAUGA